This is a messenger RNA of Aspergillus pseudoviridinutans, 2289 nucleotides long. RefSeq lists its product as uncharacterized. NCBI's taxonomy places the organism in Eukaryota, Fungi, Ascomycota, Eurotiomycetes, Eurotiales, Aspergillaceae. The transcript is spliced from 15 exons. The record is from RefSeq and is a predicted model, not a curated record. Bases 1 to 2289 code for a protein of 762 amino acids.
AUGUCUGCUACUAAAGAUCAAAGUAAGGGAACAACUUCCCAGCCACCAAAGGAAGCCAAAACGGACCCCAAACAGCAGAAAGCCCUGAAGGAUCUGGAGGGUCAAAUUAAGGAUUCAGAGGAAGCAAAUAAAAUCGACCGCCAAGCCAUGUUCAGUAUCUAUUUGUUCGAUAGUGUGACCAAGACAAGCCAGAUGGAAAAGUUCGUCACCAUCGGCAGCGUCAAGAAUGUAAAGGACACAACCUUGGCGGAUAUUCGGAGGAGCUUGAUCAGCGAGAACGCCCUGUCCUGGAGACAGAAGUCAAGCAAAUUCUGCAACGACGAUGGAGCUGAAGUGGACGAUAAACUUGGCUUCGAUAUGUACCUGGACUUUCUGAAGAGCAGCGAGGAGAAGCCCAAAGAUGAAGAGGGAUCGAAUGAAGACAGUGGAGGUAAGAGAGCGAAGGGAAACAACAGUCGCCCCAUCACUCGGGAAUCGAGCACCGGCAAAUCAUACAAGGUCUACUUGAAGCAGCGUAAAAUCCCAACCGAGUUGGACGAGGGCACCAAAGAAUUCCUCAAGGAGAAAUUAGACCUCUCGAUCAAUAAACCGGGGUUGACAUCAGCCGAAGUCAACAAGCUGACAAGCUCUUACAAUCACAGCAAUUUCCAAGCUCUUGCUGCUAAAAAGAUCACCCAUCCGGCGGACAUGGGUGAGAGAGAGUGGUACAUUGUCCUUCAGAAUAAUUCUAUCCUCCAUGGCAACUACGUGAGGGAGCUUGCCACUGGCCAGAGAAAGGUCGAACGUGCGAUGUAUCCUGCUUUUGCAUUGAAGCCGCGAAAGUUCCAUGAUUUUGAAAUUAUCUUCAAUAGUGGUGGCAAGGACGGUACCCCUUCAGCUAGCGACAAUGAACCUGUGGUGCAUCACCUGAGGAUUCCUAGGUUUCUUGUACAAGAUGAUUCUUACGUCAAUGUUUCUGAAAACAAGACUUCGGUGGCAGAGGCAAUUGCCGACAGUUCGCUCUCCGAACAUUCAGCCGAGGUCUCUGUAGGGGGAGGAGCAUUCGGCGUCACUGCUGGUGUAAAAGUCGGAUACAAAUCGCAAGCAGAGGUGGAAACAGCGUCAAACACAACUACAGACUCUAGGCGCAUGACAAUCACAUACAAUUUUCCGCGAGUUGUCCUCGAGCUUGAUGGAGAUAGCCUUGAUCUCUCAGACGAAUGCAAGGAAGACCUUAAGAGUAUCUCUACGGCAGAGGCAGUGCAAUUUUUCAGAAGGAAAUAUGGAACUUUCUUUGCCUCCCGAGUUGAGUUAGGUGGACGCCUCCAUUCCUCGGAGAGCAGCGAUUCCUUUGCGGAGGKUAAAGUAGAAGAAAGAGCUCGCGCACUGAAGAUUUCCGCUGCCGCCUCCUUCUCGUCUACAUACGUUCAAGGCUCUGCCAGCGGUAGCAAGGACGAUUCAAGCAACCAUAGCUCAAAUAGCCAGAACAGCAGCUUGAGCAAUAACCUGGCAUGGGAGGCCAAGGGAGGUGACACUUUAUUGUGCAACAACCCUCCUGCCUGGUGCGCUACGGUGGCGUCUUACUACAAUUGGAGGAUCUCCAAGCAAGAUGACCUCCUUUCCAUGGAAGAAAUGAUAUCACUCAUUCCAGGAUAUGACUGGGUUGAACAGAAGUUUAAUAACUUGGCACCCCUCAAGGCAUCACAAAAGCCUGCCCCUGUCCCGGAGGAGUGGGACGGCUGGGUCACAUUCUGGUUGAAGCACUCUAAUGAGGACCUAUUUCCUACAGUCUGCGAAAGUCCCCCAUCCAAUCCUUUCAGUGGUGUUUCCAUGAGUUUAACACCAGCCAUGAGCAAUCAGUUGGGUUCCGCCGCCGUGAAUUUUGCCUCGUUGCAUUCUGUUCAAAUGAGAGCAUCAAUCGAGGAUGAUUCGCAGGUCUACCAAGCUGGUUGCAAGUUUUAUGUGAUCAAAGAAGGAGAAACAGUCCGGCACAGGUUCAAAAGCGGCUUCCAAUAUGUUGUCUGGAACAAGAAGACAAACAUGUACCUGGGAGUGACGCCUCCUGUUCCUGGAGUGACCCAAAAGUCCGAACUGUGCACAACGGACUGGGAACAUCGCUGCACCUUCAGGUUUACGCAUGCCUUCCCAACCGACAAGAUCUACAUUUCAAAUCUCGAUCUUGUCCGCGUGGAAAUCUUUGAUUCUGAGGGGAACCCCAUAGGCCCUAUGAAGGAUAUCCCACCAGUUGGUUCGUAUGGAACAACUGGUGAUAUAUUCCAGUUCCGUUACGCGGGUGAACCUUGGAAAUAG